Molecule: messenger RNA, 2001 nt
Organism: Mangifera indica (mango)
Lineage: Eukaryota; Viridiplantae; Streptophyta; Magnoliopsida; Sapindales; Anacardiaceae
Product: DNA-directed RNA polymerase III subunit rpc3
Exons: 14
Coding region: 103-1692 (529 amino acids)
Biological process (GO): DNA-templated transcription
Cellular component (GO): RNA polymerase III complex
Molecular function (GO): single-stranded DNA binding
Source: RefSeq, a predicted model, not a curated record
ACCUGUUCAACGCACUCGUCAGUAAUGUUUCUUCCCGCCCUACUUUGUCCUGCCGGCUCUCGCUUUUCUCUAACCAGUGAAGAGUAACCAAAACGAGUGACGAUGGUGGUGCCUCAGUACGGCAUCAAGUUCGCCGUCCACAUCAUCACCAAUCACUUCGGCGAUCGAGUCGCUAAAGUAUGUGAAUGUCUUCUCCGUCGAGGGCCCCUAAACAGACCUAAUAUAAAGCGAUAUACCGAGCUCACUGAUGAACAAGUCAAGAACUCUUUGCUCGUCUUAAUUCAACAGAAUUGCGUUCAGGCUUUCAUCGUCGAACAAUUAGGUGGUUUUGGAGAUGAGCCGAGGCUGAAUACACAGUAUGUGGCAUUGUUCGAUAAUAUUCUUCAUCGCGUGAGGUUUGCCAAGUUUUUGACAAUUGCGUCCCAGGAAUUUGAUAAACAAUGUGUAGAGCUCCUUCAGGGGUUGCUUGAACAUGGUCGGCUCACACUGAAACAAAUGUUUGAAAGAGCUAAAUCAAGUGAGAAAGAGGGAACAUCUGUGGUUCUGGAUUCUGUUCGAGAAUCUCUUUCUAAACUUGCAACUGCUCAUUAUGUUGAGCGCUGCCCUGCCCCUGAACCACUUCUUAUGGCAGCAACAGAAGAAGAAACUCCUGCAAGGAAGCGAGGUUCUAAGUCCUCUAAGUUAGUUGAAGAACCAGAAACAAUUGAACAACGGGCUGUAGCAGCAGCAGCGCCUGUAGAGACAUUGAGAUUUUCAGUUAUAAGUACUGAUUCUGGUGUUCAUGGGGAAAACAAUGACAACAAUUUGACUAGCAUAACUGUUGGACAGAAGCGCAAACAUAAUGCUCUGGAGUCAGAUGAAUCCAGGACUGCAGAUGAACUAACAGUUCUCUACCGUGCCAAUUUUGAGGAAUUUAUUCGUCAUCUUAGGCAUAAGGCUUGCAUCGAAACUGUGAGAGCACGUCUAGACGAUGGAGCUGCCACUGUUCUAGGCGCAAUGUUGGAGGCAACUAGAAGUUCUGAGCAGAAAGUGAAAACAAGAUAUUCAGUUCCGUUGUCACUGGGUUCCAUUUAUGAAGAGGUAAUAAAGAGAGAAGCAGGUCGUAAUAUGACACUUGAUCAUGCCAAAGCUUCCCUGAAUCAGUUGGGUUAUCCACCACUUGUGAAAGAAUCCAAUGGUUCAUAUAGCAUUGAAUUUGAGAAAAUCAUUGAACUAGCUCAGAAUGAUGAGAUGGAAUCAGUUGUACUUAAAAAAUAUGGGAGGGAUGCUUAUAGAAUAUUCAGGUUACUGUCAAAGGCCAAUUGCCUACUUGAAACUGACAAGAUUUCAGAUAUCACCUUCGUUGAGAAGAAGGAUACACUAAAGAUUCUUCACAAGAUGUGGAAGGAUGAAUACUUAGAUAUGGAGAAAUUAUUUAUGUCUGGAGCUAGACAAUCUGUGUUCUUCUUGUGGAAGGUCAAUAAGACCACUCUGUCUCGGUAUGUCCUUGAUGAGAUGUUCCAUGCUGCCUUAAAUUUGAGUCUUCGAUUGGCUCAUGAGCUGGAUCAAGAAAAAGAGUUGUUAAACCUCCCGGCAGACAGGCGUACUGGACACCUGCUUGAUAGAUACAAUCGACUAAAAAAAGUCAGAAUACUCUUGGAGUCAUCACAGAUGAAGCUCGAUGAUGCUAUCAUGCUUUUCCAUUACUUUUGACAGCAACUUGUUGCUCACAAAUCGGUAUGAAAUAAAAUUCAUACUUGUUUUGGAAUGUCUAGAGAGAUGAACAUAGUGCCUUGUGGAAGCAUAGUGUAGUUUUUUAUAUAUGAGAAUAGACCAGGAGUUUACCAAAAUCCAAAAGGCUCUGCAGGAAAAAAUUAGAUGGUUUUAUUUUUGGAAAAUUCCACUAUUCAGGAGUCUAAAUUACAUGUCCUGUAUGAUAGAUAAUUCAUGUAAUAAUAAUGUGAUAUCACAUUAUUAAAUAUUAAUUUAUUUUUAAUUUAAAUUUAUCUAAUUAUAUGUUAA